AUGUACCAGCUCACGGCAGAGGACCUCGACGACACUCAUGAAGAUGAUACUCCUGUCAUCCGCGCUGCAGCCAAACCCAACCCGGCCAUCCUUGAAGCUAUUUUGGCUUGUUACGCAGCAUCCAGCAACAAAGAGAACCUGCCCCUAAUAGAAUGGAGACAGAUAGAUAGUUUAUCACCCAACACAACCGUGAACAUGUAUGGCAGAAUCCAGUCUCCCAUAAACGCCGCCAUCGGCGCUAAUUUACCAGAUAAUGUCCGCCUUCUCCUAGCAGCGGGCGCAGAUCCGAACAGCAUCAAGGCCAGGGAUAUGGCAGACUAUUCAAUUGGCCCAUUAACUGAGGCGGAGUUGGACAAGCGUCGCCAUGGCUUUCCUCAUUUCUGGACGGAGCCCAACAUUCCCAAACAAGGCCUGCCGAUGGGCAGGCCUUCGGACAGGGCUUUGACAGCGCUGGAACUUAUAGCAAAGACUGGAAAUUUAGAAAUUCUCGAUCUCCUGCAGGCGGCAGGAGUGGAGGAGUCUGCGUAA
This is a messenger RNA of Aspergillus thermomutatus, 528 nucleotides long. RefSeq lists its product as uncharacterized. The coding region runs from base 1 to 528 and encodes 175 amino acids. Lineage: Eukaryota; Fungi; Ascomycota; Eurotiomycetes; Eurotiales; Aspergillaceae. The transcript is spliced from 2 exons. The record is from RefSeq and is a predicted model, not a curated record.